Aspergillus lentulus is the source of this 486-nucleotide messenger RNA. RefSeq names its product RTP1/Tango6 family protein. Gene Ontology annotation, biological process: protein secretion. NCBI's taxonomy places the organism in Eukaryota, Fungi, Ascomycota, Eurotiomycetes, Eurotiales, Aspergillaceae. The record is from RefSeq and is a predicted model, not a curated record.
AUGUUCACCUUGAAAUCCAUCGUCGGCCUCUCCCUCAUGAUGGCCCCUACCCUUGUCACCGGCUUCGAAGACAUCUACUUUGGCUCCUAUUCGGGUGAAGGCCUCGGCGGCACCUGGCGAGUCCCCGGUCAGAUGGGCGUCUGCUACUACCAGGUCAUGGUCGGCGAUCAAUCCAAUUGUGAUGGCCUCCGCACCAAUCCCGCUGAUGGCUCCGGCGGCUGCCCGGGACAGAACUUCAGCGGGCCUAACUUCUGCCAUAUGCCCAUCCCUGGACUCCCAGACGGUUACGAACUCGACCGCAAUGGCGGUGACUGCCCCUCUGAUGAUGAAGCAGCAGACGGAGUCUGGUACGCUGACAUCAUUGACAAGAACAAUGGAGACGUCAAGGUCGGACGCUGUGUCUAUGAAUACCAGAAGGGACCCAACUGCGCAAGCACUGGAAGCUUCCUGACCAACAGAUUCGUUCACUGCUACCCUGAUGCAUAA